AUGAGUGCGAGGCACGCCGUGGUGCAGCGCCUGCACUCGAACCAGUUCGCCUUUGUGGCAGAAACAGAGGAUGGUAAAUUGCUCGCCUGGGGUUGCCCGCAUCGUGGGGGCGACACAAGUUCCACGGCAUCUGCCUUGCAUGGGCAUGUCGUUCAGGAAGUAUCUUCCAACGCGAGCGCCUUCGCGGCGCGCUUAGAAGAUGGCAGCGUGGUGACGUGGGGGGAUCCGGACUUUGGAGGUGACAGCUCAUCGGUCCGGCACCGCCUGACUCUCGUCCGGAAAGUCUACAGCUCACGGCGUGCCCUCGCAUUUGCUGCGGUCCGCGAAGAUGGAUCCGUGGUGACUUGGGGCCGCCCAGAUGUUGGAGGCAACACUGCUGACUUGCAGCACAAGCUGACAAACAUACGGACCAUUGAAGUCUACUCCUUUGCCUGGGUAGCACUCCGCGGAGAUGGAAGCGUCGUGACAUGGGGUGAUCAGGAGAGGGGCGGGGACAGCAGCUCUGUGCAGGAGCAGCUUCGAGAUGUUGAGAAGGUGUGCGCCAAUGCGUACGCAAUGGCCGCGAUCCGACGGGAUGGCAGCGUGGUGACUUGGGGCAGUGACGCACGUGGAGGUGACAGCAGCCACGUGCAGCAUCAGCUCACCGAAGUGGAGGAAAUUUACGCUACUUCUGGCGCAUUUGCAGCCGCACGUGCUGAUGGCUCCCUAGUGACCUGGGGCGACGCCGCGCGAGGCGGUGACCGCUUGCCUGCCCGGUUCCGAGGAUGUAGCAGGGCCACUGUUCAGCUGCCGGCUAGCAUUUUUGGCUUUGCGAUUGUGCUCCUGUUUCUUUUGCUCGCGAUGGGCGCUAUGUGGGCUGCUAUCUGGAUGUUGGCUGCAGCUGCUGCGGUUGCGCACCAAGACGUGGCACCCAACACGUCUGCUCGGAACACCAGCACGGCUGCGAACCACAGCGCAGCCACGAAUCACAGCGCGACCACCAAUCAAAGCACGGUGUCCAGCACUGCUGCAAACCACAGCGCAGCCACAAAUCACAGUGCAACUGCCAAUCAAAGCAAGGUGCCCAGCACAGCGACAAACCACAGCGCAGCCACGAACCACAGCGCAGCCACAAAUCAUAGCGCAACCGCCAAUCAAAGCAAGGUGCCCAGCGCAGCCACAAAUCACAGCGCAGCCACCAAUCAAAGCACGGUGUCCAGCACCCCUGCGAACCAAAGUGCAGCUACGAAUCACAGCGCCACCACAAAUCACAGCACUUUGCCGAAACCUAGCCCGGCUUCAGAUCAGACUCCUUCAUCUGGUCACGGCUCUGGCACGGGAAACAUUCACCCAGUGGUCAUCAAGGGGAACAUGCUCUACGAUUCGGUCACCGGCAAGCGCUUCUUCGCGAAGGGCGUGGCCUACAACCCAAGGAACGGCAACUAUGGGCAAGUCCUCGGCGCGCACAAGCCUGAGUGUAUCCCGGGUCGGCCCAAGUUUCCGCAACUUGCAUACUAUGCGGAUCCUGCUGCAGAUGACAUGGAAGAGCAGUUCAAAGACUAUUUGCCCCUCAUUGCAGGUCUUGGAGCAAAUGUGAUUCGGCUCUACAACAUUGAUCCAGAAAAGUCGCACCGCAAGUUCAUGGAGCAGGCCGCUUCGCUGGGCCUGUACGUCAUGGUCCCCUUGACACGUGGUGACUGGGGUUUCCUGCCAGCACUGCCCUCACCGCAGUGCUAUUUUGAGGACCUUCCCGACUACGGCCAUGUUGGCUUGAAUCUGCUCACUUCUGCCAAGCUUAUUGUGGACCAGUUCAGCCAGUACGAGAACACGUUUAUGUUUGUGGUUGGCAAUGAGAUCGAUCACCUGGAUCGACAGGGCUAUGCUGCCUACCCUUGCGUGAAGGCUCUCACCAGGGAUAUGCACCGCUAUCAGAAAGCCGAAGGAUAUCGCAAAGUUCCGCUGAUCUACUCCAACAAGGAUCAAGGCGGCCAAGUCCGCUUGGACAUCGCGGAGUACUUGACCUGCGAGCUGGAGAGCCCAGAUGAUGCCGUGGACGCUUUCGGGCUCAACGUGUACUCCUGGUGUGACCCAGAGUAUGUUGACGGGACUGGGGCUGCGAAUUUCCAGUACUCUCCGUACCAGGACAUCGUACGCCACUUCGCGUCCUUUUCAAAGCCCUUCCUGUUCACGGAGUUCGGCUGCAAUAUCGGAAGCUUCAAGUGGGAGUGCCCUGAUUACCGCGGCGGCCGCACCUGGCCUCAAGUGUCCGUUAUGCUCGACAAGAUGAGCGACUUCGUGAGCGGCGCAGUUGCCUUCGAAUUCUCCAUGGAGAACAACGAGUUUGGCCUUGUGAUCACCCCGGGCUUCCUGAAAGGCCAGAACGACAUCAAACUCACGGAUAGCUACUUCGCCUUGAAGGAGCAGUUCAA
Molecule: messenger RNA, 2408 nt
Organism: Symbiodinium pilosum
Lineage: Eukaryota; Dinophyceae; Suessiales; Symbiodiniaceae
Source: the annotation of a GenBank genome assembly